Messenger RNA from Magnolia sinica, 2926 nucleotides. RefSeq names its product MDIS1-interacting receptor like kinase 2-like. Gene Ontology annotation, molecular function: protein kinase activity; protein binding; ATP binding. The transcript has 3 exons. Bases 111 to 2912 code for a protein of 933 amino acids. Gene Ontology annotation, biological process: protein phosphorylation. The record is from RefSeq and is a predicted model, not a curated record. NCBI's taxonomy places the organism in Eukaryota, Viridiplantae, Streptophyta, Magnoliopsida, Magnoliales, Magnoliaceae.
CCCUUUUUCGUAAGAGUAAGACAAGCUGUUCUUGUCCAGAGUAGCAUCAACCUCCUUCUAUAAAUACCCAUCCAUCGUAAGUUCGUAACAGAGCAUAAGCAACAACAGCCAUGGCCAUACAGAAAUCUCUCUCUCUUGCUUUUCUUCUUUUAUUAUUAGAAUUUCUUUCUUCCAAUGCCUUUACAACAGCAGCAGCAUCCACACUUGGAGAAGCAGAGGCUCUCAUGGAAUGGAAAGCCAGCCUCUUGUCACCACAAGCUCUCCAAUCAUGGUCACUUCCAUCUGCUAAUGCUAGUGCCAACACAAUCUCUCCAUGCAAAUGGUAUGGGAUCUCCUGCAACGGCUUUGGAAGCGUAAUAGAGAUAAGCUUACCGAGUGCAGGCUUACAAGGUAAGCUUCAUAACUUGAAUUUCUCGUCAUUUCCAAACCUCCUCCGUCUCAAUCUCAGUGACAACACACUCACUGGAACCAUCCCAGCUGAUAUCGGCACUCUUUCCAGACUCGUCUCCCUCAAUAUCUCCAUGAAUAAUCUCUCUGGAGUUCUACCUCUUUCAAUGGCUAACCUUUCUCACCUUUCAGAGCUUGACAUCUGGUCUAAUGAAAUAACUGGGCCUAUUCCUCCAUCUUUAGGUAACUUGACCAGGCUGACAGUCCUCUACCUCUCUAACAAUCAAAUUUCUGGUUCAAUUCCUGCACAAUUAGGAAAUCUCAAGAAUUUGGUUGAGUUGUCAUUGCAGAAUAAUAGUCUGACAGGUCCAAUCCCUCCUGCUUUAGGUAAUUUGAGAAACCUUACACUUUUGUACCUCUACAGCAAUCAAAUUUCUGGUUCAAUUCCUCUAGAAAUUGGGAAUUUGGUAAAUCUCAAUAAGCUUGAGCUUGAGAGUAACCUUCUAACAGGUUCUAUCCCUUCCACUUUAGGAAACUUGACCAAGCUUAAACUCUUCAAUGCAUUUGACAACCAUUUAACUGGUGAGAUCCCAAAAAGCUUCAGAAAUUGCACUAGUUUAACUAGAGUUCGACUCGAAGGAAAUCAGCUCAUUGCAAAUGUAUCAGAAGCCUUUGGUGUAUACCCACAUCUCUAUUUCAUGGAUGUCAGCAACAACAUGUUGUUUGGUGAACUCUCACCGAACUGGGGAGAAUGCAAAAACUUGACCAGGCUACAGUUAUCUGGUAACAUGAUCACUGGUAGAAUUCCUCGGGAGAUUGGGCAGCUGAAGCAGCUACGAGUACUUGGUCUUUCUUCGAACCAUCUAGAAGGAGAGAUUCCAAAGGAAUUUGAGAGGCUAACUUCUUUGUUCAACUUGAGUUUAAAUGAUAACCAACUUUCUGGUCAGGUACCAAAAGAGAUUGGAAGACUCUCCAAUUUGGAGGUUCUUGACUUGUCAAUGAAUCGCCUAAGUGGUCCAAUACCACCUCAAUUAGGGGAUUGCUCCAAACUCCGAUAUCUGAAAUUGAGCGAAAAUGAUUUGAAUGGAAGCAUUCCAUUUCAAAUUGGUAACCUGGUAUACUUACAGGAUUUACUAGAUCUCAGUCAUAACUUGCUCAAUGGAGAGAUAUCACCACAACUUGUGAAAUUGCAUGUGCUGGAAAAGUUAAACCUCUCCCACAACAUGUUGUCGGGCUCCAUUCCACCUUCUUUUGAAGCAAUGUUCAGCUUGCAAUCUAUUGAUUUUUCAUACAAUGCUUUGGAAGGUCCUCUUCCCAACAGCAAAAACUUUCAGAAGGCUCCUGCAAUUGCAUUCAUAAAAAACAAAGGUUUAUGUGGUGAAGUGCAAGGUUUGAGACCCUGCAAUGCCCCUUCAAUAAGGCAUGGUGAUGCAAGGAAAGGCCGCCAAGUUGUCAUCUUCAUUGUUCUUCCUCUCUUGGCAGCCUCGUUUCUUUUAUUUAUAGUCGUCGGCGUUUCUUCCAUUUAUUCCCAAAGACGAAGAAAUAAAGAGAAGGUGGUUCUUGAAAGGAGCAGCAGAAAUCCAUUUUCAAUAUGGAAUUAUGAUGGGAUUGAUGCAUUUGAACAAAUCAUGGAAGCGACAGAGGGUUUCGACGACAAAUACAUCAUUGGAAUUGGAGGGUAUGGAAAAGUUUACAAAGCAAAUCUACCAUCAGGCCAAGUAGUAGCUGUGAAGAAACUUCACCCACUUGAAGGUGGGGAUCAAUCCGAUCAAAGAAGUUUUAGAAAUGAGAUUCGAGCAUUAACAGAAAUCCGCCAUCGCAACAUUGUGAAGCUUUAUGGUUUUUGUUCCCAUGCUCAAUUCUCAUUUCUAGUCUAUGAGUACAUGGAAAGGGGAAGCUUGGCUAGCAUCCUAAGCAAUGACAGAGGAGCUGCAGAGUUGGACUGGACUCUAAGGGUGAAGGUUAUUAAAGGUGUGGCCCAUGCAUUAUCUUACAUGCACCAUGAUUGCACCCAACCAAUUGUCCAUCGAGACAUAUCAAGCAACAACGUUCUGCUGAAUUCGGAACUUGAGGCCUGUGUCUCUGACUUUGGCACUGCAAGAUUGUUGAUAUCUGAUUCAUCCAAUUGGACUACGCUCGCCGGCACUUACGGAUACAUCGCUCCAGAGCUUGCAUAUACAAUGAGGGUAACUGAAAAAUGUGACGUAUAUAGCUUUGGCGUUGUGGCACUUGAAGCGAUGAUGGGAAGGCAUCCUGGGGAGCUCAUCUCCUCUCUGACACCACCAAGUAGACAAGAUACACUGCUAAAGGAUAUGUUGGACCAACGUCUCCCGGACCCGACAGCUGUGGUUGCACACGAAGUCAUAUUUGUGGUGUACAUGGCACUUUCAUGCAUUCAGCCAGAUCCAAACUCUCGGCCAACCAUGCACCACGUGGCUCAAGAGUUGUCUAUUGGUGGGUCUUCCUUUUCUCUAGGGCCAUUCCAUGCACUUGCAUUACAUCAACUCAUGGAUCUUAAAGUAUAGUUGGGUGGAUGAAA